AUGGCUGCCAUCCCUCGUCUAAAGUUCGCCCUUUUCGGCUUGGGCCGAUUGGGUGUUAUUCGAGCCCGGAUCCUAGCCUACGAGCAACCUCUAGUCGAGCUGGUCGCUGUUUGCGACACCAAGUCUGGCACCGAUGCUUGGGCUACGCAAAACCUGCCGUCGACCGUUAAGCACUUCACAGAUCCAGAAGAGUGCCUGAAGCACAGCGGAGCACAGGCUAUCUUGAUUUGCACAGCGACAGCUACACAUGCUCCUUUAGUUGUUCAAGCUCUCGACCUGGGACUACAUGUCAUGUGCGAGAAGCCCAUUUCUGUAGACGUCGUCACCACCGCUACCGUGAUCGAAAAGGCCCAGUCCCGACCAGAUCUCAAGUUCCUUGUCCCAUUUACUCGCCGAUAUGAUAGGUCUUAUCGUGAGGCUAAGGCGCUCAUUGACGGCGGCGAGCUCGGUGAGAUUCACGCGGUUGAGACCUGGAUGAGCGAUGUACAAGAUCCAGCGGGUCAUUUCGUUGCAUUCGCUGCGCAUUCUGGCGGCAUUUUUCUUGACAUGGGCAUUCAUCAUAUCGACACUGGACGGUAUCUUUUGGACGUAAAGUCCGGCCUCGCAAACCCGAAGAAGCAAGUCAAGCGGGUAACAGCUAUCGGCCAACGAGCGGUCUACACUGAUCUUGCCGCGUUUGGAGACGCCGAUAAUGCCUGGGGCUUCGUUGAGUUCACCAACGGCAAGGUCUGGACGACACACCUCGCUAGGACGACGACAGACGGGUUCGAGGACUCAACGCGCGUGUGCGGUACCAAAGGACACGGUAUCGUCAGCACUGCUAGUAACGUCGAGAUCCGAGACAAGCAUGGCGUUCGCAAGCAGACCGUGCCUGACGCCUUCCAGCUCUUUCCUGAGACGUUUCUGACAGAUAUCACUGAGUUCGCUAAUGCGGUUCUUUUUAAUAAGCCUUUGACUUGCCUUGCGGAAGAUGCUUUCGAGGCAGGUAAGAUUUGCACUGCUCUUCAGCAUUCUUAUCGCACUGGGCAGUCGGUAUAUUUCAACGAUGAAGGAUUCCCGAUCCUCGAUAAUGGUAUACUUACUCCUUAG
Alternaria atra is the source of this 1089-nucleotide messenger RNA. RefSeq lists its product as uncharacterized. Gene Ontology annotation, biological process: NADPH regeneration. Gene Ontology annotation, molecular function: nucleotide binding; oxidoreductase activity. The coding region runs from base 1 to 1089 and encodes 362 amino acids. The record is from RefSeq and is a predicted model, not a curated record. Gene Ontology annotation, cellular component: cytoplasm. The transcript has 4 exons. NCBI's taxonomy places the organism in Eukaryota, Fungi, Ascomycota, Dothideomycetes, Pleosporales, Pleosporaceae.